Molecule: messenger RNA, 1808 nt
Organism: Opisthorchis viverrini
Lineage: Eukaryota; Metazoa; Platyhelminthes; Trematoda; Opisthorchiida; Opisthorchiidae
Exons: 10
Coding region: 1-1452 (483 amino acids)
Biological process (GO): monosaccharide transmembrane transport
Cellular component (GO): membrane
Molecular function (GO): hexose transmembrane transporter activity
Source: RefSeq, a predicted model, not a curated record
AUGCUGCCAGCAAGGCUAAUAGUUGUGUUGUUGGGAAUUACGUUCGCAACAUCAUUUCAAUAUGGGUAUCACUCCGCAGUCAUUAAUCAACCUUUGCAUGAGUCUGGUGAACAUCCCCUCGAAAAAGUGAAGUUCAUUGCAGAUUUUAUUGGGAAUAUCAGUGAAUCCCGAUAUGGUGUGAGUAACGAGAGCUACAAGACCACGGUGGCGUCGAUCUGUGUUACGUCCUUCAUUGUUGGUGGGCUGGUUGGGGCUCUUUUCAGCGGCAUUAUUAGCAACAAACUUGGCCGAAAAAAAGCAAUACUAUUUCUAACCAUUCCAUGUUUAACUGGAACCGUCCUCGUCAUGAUGUGUAAUCUGACUCGUUCGUUCGAAAUCAUAAUUAUUGGACGGUUUCUCAUUGGAUUCUCAUGUGGAGCUUACACCGCUAUUGCACCUAUUUAUUUAUCCGAAGUCACUCCGGUGUCUCUGAGGGGGAUGGGUGGUGUGUUAAACCAAGUAAUGAUCGUCGUUUCCGUGGUGAUCUCACAAAUGCUCGGAUUACCGUCAAUAAUGAAUACGGAUGUCUUAUGGCCGUAUCUCCUGGGUAACAAUCCGACUUCGUUUUCAAUGAUUCCAUGGGCAUUAAUUAACCCUGAAGACAUUCUUCAUGAACUGGAUGAGUUUGCUAAAGAGUUAGACGUGACGUCAGGCAAAGCAGGGUUGCUGGAUAUUCUGAGAAAGCCACACCUCCGGCUGGCACUUCUAAUAGCCCUAACUGCUCAUUGCGGCCAACAGUUAUCUGGUUUUAAUGGACUUCUGUUCUAUUCGGUGGAACUUUUCAAAUCCAACGGCCUCAGUGCUGCAGCAGCCAAUUACGCAACGACUGGCAUCGGUUGUGUUCUACUUGGCGUAACAAUUAUUUCUAUAUUCGUAAUUGAUCGAGUUGGCAGACGCGUGUUGCUGAUUUGGGGGCUAUGUGUUGUGCUUACAUGCCUACUAAUUUUCACACUGUGUAUGGCUAUCAAGGAAGCUUUUCAAAUGCCAUGGUUAGUUAACGUUGCCAUGGCAUCUGUAUACGUAUUUGUUUGUGGGUUUGGCGUUGGUGCAGGCUCAAUUCCUUGGUUUUUGGUUGUCGAAAUGUUCUCCCAAGAUUACAGAGAUACCGCUACGGCUAUUGGUGUUGCAGUCAACUGGACGUGCAUAAUUAUCAUUGGUCUGGGGUUUAUCCAACUAAUUAAAUACGUUGGUGUGUAUGCGUUUCUGCCCUCGGCGUGUAUUGAAGCAAUCGUGAUCCUCAUCCUUUACAAAUACAUGCCAGAGACAAUGGGUCGUACACCGACGUCCAUUGAAGCCGAGUUGAAAUGCAAAGUCUCAGUUAACAGAGCGUCACAUAAUGAACCACAAGUCCAGGAAUUCGUCCAGUUGGAAGAAGGUAUGACCGGUGUUGUGAACUCGGAACAAAAGUGUUGAACCUGAAAAAGACCAAUCGCCCGGGUCAGUUUUGCUAUCUAAUCUCAUUUUUGCAUUUGUCCAAUUUUACAAAGUCUACCCUGCUUCUUUCGUGACACUUUAUAUAUUUCUUUAUUUUUAUUGUUCUUUAUUGUUCGUUAUUCUUUCACUGCUUUCGUGAACAAGUUUCAACAAACCAGAGUAGUUAUUGCUUUUCAUCUCUAUCUUGGUUCUAUUUAUACGCUGCAAGUCCUGGGUGUUUUCUUACAUUGAAACAACUCGUCCUAGAAACCUUGAUCACAGUAAUGAAAUUUUUUCACAGUAAUCUCUUUUGUUACGACACAAUUAUUCUAAAGACUUGUUCAUCCAUUGCCUCU